CUAUAAAACGUGAAAGCCCUCUCCCUGUUUCUUAUCUUCUCCCACUCCGCAGCCAAAGAAAGUUCCAUUUUUCCAUCUCCGUCUCAUUCCCUGACGCUGUUAGGACCAGGUAAUAUCCCCUAAAGCUAUUUACUUUAUCGGGUCUGUCGCAGCUCUAGCAAGUGUUUCUCUCAUUGCAAUUUAUCGUUUUUCCAAAACUCAACCUUUUUGCCCGUUUAAGGUUAUUAAGCAUAAGAUGGCUUGUUUUUCUGUUGUUUGCAACAAUGGUUUUCUUAUUUCUCCGGAGAAAUUGGGAGCUCCUAGUGGAAAAAACAAGUGUUUGGAAAGAUAUAGAGGUUCGCUGCGUAGUUCACUUGACUUUCCGUCUCUGGGGUUCUAUAGAGGUGGGAAAUCUCAACAUGGAUUGUCCUGGAACAAUAAGCUUAGUUCGCUGAUUGGUAGGAAAUUUGGCUUGGGGUUUUAUAUUUGUUGUAAAACUCAACGUGGACUGUCUCGUAACAAUGGAAUGGAACCACUGAGUAGUGGACACACCGGAGAUAAGCAGAUCCACGUAGGUAAAAGAGAGAAUGAUUCUGCGAGAUUAAGAAAAAGGUUCUCAUUAAGAUUACGUCCGAGGUUAAGGCUAUUGAGCAUAAGACUAAAAAUGCUUUCGAUUAGGUCUAUUUUAAAUGAUAUUGGAACACUUUUGCGGAAGAAUAUAAGACGAGUGGCGCUUUCAACUUCAAUUUCUAUUGCAUUGGGGGUCUUCUAUUUGUGUUUGAAAUUAUCGGCAUUGCCGGCUCCAAAAGUUGUUCCAUAUUCAGACUUGAUAUUAAGCCUUCAAAAUGGGUCUGUUACGCAGGUUUUAUUUGAAGAGGGAUCUCGUCGGAUGUUUUACAAUACAAAUUUGGAGGGUGUUGAGAGUACUGGAGAGUCACAUGAGGAAUCACCAGUAGUAAAUGUUACAAUUCAGAAUAAAUCCGCUAAGGUUGCAACAGAUGACAGUACAAGAGCCAGCCAAGUAGUGAAUUUGAAUGUAUUGAAAAGAUUUUUGAGUACUCGAGCUUCUAGCCCAGAGUGGCACUAUUCCACAAGAAAAAUUGAUCGUGAUGAAAAAUUUCUCCUUAGUUUGAUGAGAGAAAAGGGAGUUAAGUAUAGCUCGGCCCCUCAAUCAGUGUUGACGUCGAUGAGGAGUACUUUAAUUACUGUGAUAUUUUUGUGGAUUCCUCUGAUUCCUUUGAUGUGGCUUCUUUAUCGGCAACUUUCUUCUGCAAAUAGUCCAGCAAGAAAACGGAAACCUAAUACUGAGAUGGUUGGGUUUGACGAUGUGGAGGGUGUUGAUGCUGCUAAGGUGGAGCUUAUGGAGAUAGUUUCAUGCCUGCAAGGAGAUGUUAACUAUCAGAAGCUAGGAGCAAAGCUACCUAGAGGUGUAUUGCUGGUGGGCCCUCCAGGAACAGGAAAAACAUUAUUAGCCCGUGCAGUGGCUGGGGAAGCCGGAGUACCAUUUUUCCCUGUUUCUGCAAGUGAAUUUGUGGAGUUGUUUGUUGGAAGAGGAGCGGCUCGUAUUCGAGAUCUCUUUAGUGUGGCAAGGAAGUGUGCUCCUUCUAUCAUAUUCAUUGACGAACUUGAUGCAGUUGGAGGGAAACGCGGUAGAAGCUUCAAUGAUGAACGUGAUCAAACACUAAACCAGUUGCUGACAGAAAUGGAUGGAUUUGAGUCGGACAUGAAAGUGGUUGUUAUUGCAGCCACAAAUAGACCUGAAGCAUUGGAUCCAGCCCUAUGUAGGCCUGGUCGCUUCUCCAGAAAAGUUCUUGUAGGAGAACCAGACAUUGAAGGAAGGAAAAGGAUAUUGGCUGUGCAUUUGAGAGGAGUUCCGCUAGAAGAUGACACACAACUUAUCUGUGAUCUGGUUGCUUCUCUGACUCCAGGUUUUGUAGGUGCUGAUCUUGCAAACAUCGUCAAUGAAGCUGCUUUGCUUUCUGCUCGUAGAGGUAGUGAAAAUGUGUCGAUGGAAGAUGUAAUGCAAGCCAUCGAAAGAGCAAAAUUUGGCAUCAAUGAUAAGCAGCUGAGACGUGGUACAUUAAGCAAGGAGCUUGGGAAACUGUUCCCAUGGAUUCCCUCUCUGGUAGGAAGAAAUGACACCAGACAGGCUGGAUUGCAAGGCCCGUUGGGCUAUCAAACUUUCAGCUGAUAAUUAUGGUUGCCUAGUGUUUUAUUGAGGCAUAUCAUGGCUUUACUUGUCAAUAAACGAAAUCCAUAUCACGGCUUUAGGAGGCACAAAACUGCGCCUACAGUCGGGACUCGGAGGCAUCUUUGGAAGUUGUGGCGAUGGCUCUUAGCUUGGUUGAACGCAUACACCCAAAUCUCCAGUCAUUUCGAGUGGAAGUAGUUUUGCUCCUUUUCUUCUUCUAGCUAGUCGAGUGUAUGCUUUGUAUACUUCGUGUGGACUAGGAUGUGCCCUUCUAUAAUUUUUUUGCAUUCCUUGUCAAAAAAGAGAAGCCCCCUGUUCUAUAACCAA
Molecule: messenger RNA, 2497 nt
Organism: Juglans microcarpa x Juglans regia
Lineage: Eukaryota; Viridiplantae; Streptophyta; Magnoliopsida; Fagales; Juglandaceae
Product: probable inactive ATP-dependent zinc metalloprotease FTSHI 3, chloroplastic
Exons: 4
Coding region: 236-2170 (644 amino acids)
Biological process (GO): proteolysis
Cellular component (GO): chloroplast thylakoid
Molecular function (GO): ATP-dependent peptidase activity; ATP binding; ATP hydrolysis activity
Source: RefSeq, a predicted model, not a curated record